Desarmillaria tabescens is the source of this 1901-nucleotide messenger RNA. RefSeq lists its product as uncharacterized. Gene Ontology annotation, molecular function: protein binding. The coding region runs from base 106 to 1554 and encodes 482 amino acids. The record is from RefSeq and is a predicted model, not a curated record. The transcript is spliced from 3 exons. NCBI's taxonomy places the organism in Eukaryota, Fungi, Basidiomycota, Agaricomycetes, Agaricales, Physalacriaceae.
GUCGCUCUCGUGGCUGUACGGAGUCCUUUAAAGCUCGCGUUCAUUACCAACAUUCGCAAACUGGAACCUUCCUCCCUAGAGGAAAUUGUCACCAACAAUAACAACAUGGAUAACGUCGCCUUCCCCACUGCUACCGCAGAUGCCCUAGGACCUCAAUUCAUUCAUGAUCUACCCGUCGAACUCCUCUACGAAAUAUUUCUUUGGGCUGUACAGGAUAAUCCUGUUGCCGACACGAACGCCAUCCAGUCACCAUGGGCCCUCAGUCAUGUCUGCCGGCAAUGGAGGCUUGUCGCGACUUCCUUCCCAUGUCUAUGGUCAACCAUACACGUAGGGCUGACGCGCGAGUCGCCGCGUCACUAUUUCUCUAUCAAUAAUACUGAGGGACUCGGAACCGCGCUCCGACGGUCUGGAACCACAGCCCUGACGCUCAGGGUGGAGUUUCCCGAUCGUGAACUCGCGGCAGGCCACUCACACCCACGCGACCUGCUGAAAACUCUGGCGUCCACGUCGCGUCGCUGGAAAGUUGUCAAAAUGAAAGCUUCCAUUUCCAUGUUCCACGAACUCUUCGAGUGCGUUGUGUUGGGGGCGGUUCCGCUCCUUCAAUCAAUUCAUUUUGAGGUGACUUCCGAUUCUUAUUGGGGAGCUACUCCCAUGACGGCGCGUCUCGCUGCUACCUUUGAAACGGCACCGAACCUCCGUUCUGCCACCCUCUUCCCAUUUCUUCCCAUCCGUUUACCUUCCUCCGAGCUAAGAGAACUUACAACCAAAGACCUAACGCAGACUGACUUGUCAUCGAUUAUCCACGACCUUCCUCACCUCGAAAUCCUGAAUAUGGCUGGUUUGAGAACCUGGCAUGCCAUAGGAUGGGCACCCAUGCUUCAAGUCCAUACGGCUCUGCGCGAAAUUCAGAUCGAGAGUGUGCAAGAUCUCUCCCAUUUCAUCCUUCCGGCGCUGACACAUCUCCGGCUUCUGAAGCCGUUCUGUUCGUCGCCGCAUAGUCCAGACUGGAGGACGAACCUGUCAUUGGAUGCACUCAAGCGGUUUAUCCUUCGUUCGGGUUGCUCUAUUCGCUAUCUUCACCUUCCUAUUCAUGAAGUUGCGCCGGAUGUGACCGGUAUCCUGUCUCUCCUCGUCGACACUACGAAUCUUCGGGUUGAUGUUGGGAACCCUUCUGUGUACGGGGAUCUCCUGGAAACGCUUCGAAGCAGAGAGGCGUUGCUACUUCCCAAACUAGACACUCUCGAGUUUUUCGGAGUAGAAAUGUCGCAGGAGAAUUUGGAGAACGUUUUGGACCUUGUUCGGUAUCGAUGGAAUCACCCAGUGUUGCAACGGAUAAACAGAGUAUAUGUUGAGAACUGGUCGUUCGUAUAUGAGGAUGGCCAUAGCCGUCUGAAUAAAACCACUGGGCGGCUACGAGCGGCAGAAGAUAACACGUUCGAGUUGGAGGGAGCUGGCGGUAACGGCCUCAUUGAAAAGUUCAAUGGCUCUUCACAAUUAGAAAACAACGUGGUGGUGCUCCAAAGAAGGAAACGACAAUCUGAUCGACGUUAUUGACGGUACUGAGAUCGUUGCGCCUGGUGUUGAAUCGCCGUGCCAGGCGUACCAUCGAGUUGUCGUCGCAAUUUGAACGCGAUUUUGGUCACGAAUGUCGUUUGCGAAAUGCCUUCAGGCCGGAGUUUCUUUUCAUCAAAAACCAUAGUUUCUUAUCCUGUUACGGAACCAAUUUCAUACAAAAUCAAGGGUCCAGGUCUGAAGAUCAACUUUCGGACCCACAGUAAUCGCGCGAUCAGGCUUACCUUAACAAAACGACAUUCAAGAUCAAAAUCGCGUUCGUCUUCCAUUCCUUUCUUUCUUCCGAUCCUAUCCACUCCUUGUUUUCAACCGUCUUACACUACUUCGAC